Coffea eugenioides is the source of this 1611-nucleotide messenger RNA. RefSeq names its product omega-3 fatty acid desaturase, endoplasmic reticulum-like. Gene Ontology annotation, molecular function: oxidoreductase activity, acting on paired donors, with oxidation of a pair of donors resulting in the reduction of molecular oxygen to two molecules of water. NCBI's taxonomy places the organism in Eukaryota, Viridiplantae, Streptophyta, Magnoliopsida, Gentianales, Rubiaceae. The coding region runs from base 54 to 1301 and encodes 415 amino acids. The transcript is spliced from 9 exons. Gene Ontology annotation, biological process: lipid metabolic process. The record is from RefSeq and is a predicted model, not a curated record.
AUCUCCCUCUUCCCCCUUCCUUGACCCUCAGCAGCUGGUGCUCUUCCGCCGACAUGUGUCAAGAUUUGGGUCACUCCCUUUCGCCGCUUUCGGCAGACAAAAAGGGCCAAGUUGAAAAUACUAAACCUGGUAGGGCAUUGGUGGGAGAGUGCGAGGAGACAGAGAGACCGGUGAACAGCAGCAGCGGUAUCAUUAGCAAAGACAUGGAUGAAGUUGAUUUUGAUCCAAGCGCAUCGCCUCCUUUUAAGAUUGCUGACAUUCGAGCGGCCAUUCCUGAGCAUUGCUGGGUAAAGAAUCCAUGGAGGUCUCUGAGUUAUGUUGCUCGAGACCUCCUUGUAGUGGUUGGAUUUAUAGCACUGGCACUUCACUUUGACAAUUGGAUGGUUUGGCCAGUUUAUUGGGCUGCUCAGGGAACAAUGUUUUGGGCAAUCUUUGUUCUUGGCCAUGAUUGCGGGCAUGGGAGUUUUUCCAACAACCCAACGUUAAACGGUUUUGUGGGACACAUCCUGCAUUCAUCUAUUCUUGUCCCUUACCAUGGAUGGAGAAUCAGCCACAGAACUCAUCAUCAAAACCACGGAAAUGUUGAAAAAGAUGAGUCAUGGGUGCCGUUGCCGGAGAAGACGUACAAGAAUCUGGAUUACUCUACUAAGUUCAUGCGUUACAAGAUCCCUUUUCCGAUGUUUGCAUAUCCACUAUACCUGUGGAGCAGGAGUCCAGGGAAAACGGGUUCUCACUUCGACCCAUACAGCGAUUUGUUCCAACCCAGUGACAGGAAGUACGUGGUAACAUCAACCGUCUGUUGGACUCUGAUGCUUGUUUCCCUCUUCUGUCUAUCAGCAGUGUUUGGUGUCAUGCAAAUGCUUAAGAUCUAUGGCAUUCCCUACUUGGUAUUCGUCAUGUGGUUGGACUUUGUUACAUACUUGCACCACCAUGGCUAUGAACAGAAACUUCCCUGGUACCGUGGCCAGGAAUGGAGUUACCUGAGAGGCGGCCUUACCACGGUUGAUCGUGAUUACGGAUUGUUUAACAACAUUCAUCACGACAUUGGCACCCACGUUAUACACCAUCUCUUUCCUCAGAUCCCACAUUAUCAUCUAGUAGAGGCGACAAGGGCAGCUAAGCCAGUCCUAGGCAAGUACUAUCGAGAGCCCAGAAAAUCUGGGCCAAUUCCAUUGCACUUGAUUGAAAAUCUGGUCAGAAGUAUCAGUCAAGAUCACUACGUUAGCGACACAGGAGACAUCGUGUUUUACCAGACCGACCCAAAUCUCAACGGAUCCCAUCAUAAGAGCAAGGAUCAGUAACCCCCCCAAUCCCACGGAGUCUACGAGUUGCAGACCAGAGAAAUAAUACAAGGCUUUAGAGCCAUUCACAAUCUGUUUGGAGCCAACUUCUGGUCCUGAUGGCUCGACAAUUCAGCAGCUUUUUAUGAUAAUGUUAUACUAGACUAUAGUAUAGUUGAUAAGUACAACUUGCAUCUGUUCAUUAGAAGUUGGAACUAAAGUUUGCCAGUUUGGUGUUUUAAUUCCAUUGAAGAUGUAAUACUACCCAUUUUUGAGACAUUGAAAUUUGAAUUAAAUCGAGCUAAAGAAGCUAAAUUUUGUUCCUGUUUUA